This is a messenger RNA of Trifolium pratense (red clover), 5445 nucleotides long. Its product is annotated as DDT domain-containing protein PTM-like. The coding region runs from base 182 to 4960 and encodes 1592 amino acids. The record is from RefSeq and is a predicted model, not a curated record. The transcript is spliced from 9 exons. Lineage: Eukaryota; Viridiplantae; Streptophyta; Magnoliopsida; Fabales; Fabaceae.
AACGUGCUGACGACCCAAUCCCCACACAACCCUAAUCCGUCAAAAGCGCGCGCGCAUACUUAUACAGUUAUUAUUUCACAAUAUAAAACCCUCCCAAUCUUAAAACCCUAAAACUUUUCACUUUUCACUCUUCUUCUUCUUUUUCCCUCAACUCACAGAAACCCGUCACAUAACCCUAACUAUGAAGCUCCCACAGAAAUCCAAAGCGACGGAACAACCCUCGGUUUCGAAGCGGAGAGGUCGCCCGCGUAAACAGCGAAGAAAACGCAAUGAAACAGUAACGGAUGAAUCCAAUAUUUCUAAGCCAAUUGCAUUGAUUGGCCGUUAUGUUUCGAAAAAGUUAUCGAAAAAUGCUGUUUGCAUUGGUAAAGUGAUUAGUUACAAGAUUGGAAUUUAUAGAGUGGAAUUUGAAGGAGGUAUCUGUGAAGAGUUAAAUAGUUCUGAAAUUAGGAAGAUUAUGUUGGAGGACUUUGAUUUGGAUCAUGAUUUGAUUCGACGAAAAAAUGAAUUGGAUGAAUCGUUGAUGAGGAAGAUAGUCGAUGAAUCGGAUAAGAAUCCGAGCGAAUUGAAUGUGGAUGAGGAAGAGAAGAAUUCGAGCGAAUUGAAUGUGGAUAAGGAAGAGGAAAUGCUAGAUACCGACGCUGAUUUGAGUUCGGAUGUUGAGACAGCGGUUGAGUUGCCGCCGCAGUUAGAAUUGCCACCGGAAUUGAUGCUACCGCCUUCUUCAGGAACUAUUGGUGUUCCUGAGAGUUCUGUUUAUGAUUUGUUUUCAGUUUACACAUUUCUGCGAUCGUUUAGUACAAGAUUAUUUUUGAGUCCGUUUAGUUUGGAUGAAUUUGUCGGCGCCCUUAACUGUGAAGUUUCGAAUACCUUGAUUGACGCAGUACAUAAUGCUUUGAUGCGGGCUUUGAGACGCCAUUUGGAAAAUCUUUCAGCUGAGGGCUCAAAGAUAGCAUCAAGAUGUCUAAGGUACAGUGAAUGGAGCUUGCUUGAUACAUUGACUUGGCCUGUUUUCUUAGUUCAAUAUUUAGCAGUUAAUGGAUGGACUAAGGGGUCUGAGUGGAAAGGAUUUUAUGACGAGAUUUUUCACGGCGAGUAUUAUUCAUUGCCUGCAACUAGGAAGUUAAAAAUAUUACAAAUUCUCUGUGAUGAUGUUUUGGAGUCUGAGGAACUAAGAGCCGAGAUCAACAUGCGUGAAGAAUCAGAGGCCGGGAAGAAUUAUGAUGCUGAGGAUAUUCCUCAUGCGGAAAAGGGACCGAAAAGAGUCCAUCGACGAUGUGCCAACACUGCUGAUUGCCAGGAUGAAGAAUCUAUGAAGUUUGUUUCAAAAUUAGAUGAUGUGAACUUACCUGGCAAUUCUGAGGACGAGGUUGAUAGAAAUGGAGAUGAAUGUCGCCUCUGUGGCAUGGAUGGGACCUUGCUUUGUUGUGAUGGAUGUCCUGCUGUUUAUCAUUCAAGGUGUAUCGGUGUGAUGAAGAUGUAUAUAUCAGAUGGGGAAUGGCAUUGUCCGGAAUGCAAAAUAAAUACAAUUGGGCCAACAAUUGCACGGGGGGGAACAUCUCUUAGGGGGGCUGAAAUGUUUGGAAAUGAUUUGUACGGGCAGUCUUUCAUCGGUACUUGCGACCACUUACUGGUGCUCAGUGGCAACAAUGGGGAAGUUUGUCGUAAAUACUACAAUCAGAAUGACAUUCCUGAAGUUAUCCGAGUGCUUUGUGCUUCCAUUCAACAUAGACCUGUAUACUCUGGUAUUUGCAUGGCGAUGUUACAAUAUUGGAAUAUUUCAGAAAGCUUCCAACACCUUUGUGUUCCAAAUGGAACACAUAUAAACUCAGAAAAUUCAAAGAUAGAUGAAAAAAUCUCUGCUACAUUACUUCCUCAUGUGGUUGAAAAUGACCAUAAAGGUGUUAGUUUAGGGAAAGCAGAAUAUGGUUUAACAUCUGUGAAUGGAGUCUGUAGUGAUAAUAUGGCCCCAUCUCUUGCACUGGUUACCAGUAGUCCCAUUUGUGAAACCAAUGGCAAUACUAACAAGUCAUCUGCCGCUAUUCCUGACAAGAGCACCUUGGUAAGCAAUCAAUUUAUAAAUUGUGGGCAAACUAAAGGUGACUUAGGUCCUGGAAAGUCUAAUGAUUUUGUGUAUAGGGGCUAUUCCUAUAAACAACAAGCAUAUGUUAAUACUUAUAUGCAUGGCGACUUUGCUGCAUCUGCAGCUGCUAGUUUGGCUAUUCUUUCUUCAGACGAUUCUAGACCAGAGGGUCACGUGUCUGACUUGAGGAAAGCUGCAUCUGAAAACACUAACCUGUUAGCAAAAGCAUUUUCACUAACAGCUUCACGCUUCUUUUGGCCAAGUUCUGACAAGAAGCUUGCGGAGGUUAUAAGAGAGAGGUGUGGCUGGUGCCUUUCUUGUAAAGCCCUUGUUUCAAGCAAGAAAGGAUGUAUGUUAAAUCAUGCUGCUAUAUGUGCUACCAAAAGCGCCAUGAAAAUCCUUUCUGGUCUUGCUCCUGUAAGGAGUGGAGAAGGAAUUAGCCCUACAAUUGCAACCUAUGUCAUAUAUAUGGAGGAAAGCUUAUGUGGUUUAAUAGAUGGGCCCUUUCUUAGCGGAAACUAUAGAAAGCAAUGGCGUGAACAAGUGGAAAGGGCCACAACAUUUAGUAACAUCAAGCCCCUUUUACUUCAUCUUGAGGAGAACAUUCGCACAAUUGCUUUUUGUGGUGACUGGGUGAAGCUUGCAGAUGAGUGGUUGGUUGAAUCUCCUACAAUCCAAAGUGCCACAUCUACUCUUGGAACAACACAGGAACGUGCACCAUGCGACAGAUGUAGAAAAUUACCUAUCAAAUAUCCAUUUGACACUUCCCCUGAAAACUUUGGCUGGUGGAAUGGCAAAUUUACCAAAUCUGUAUUUCAGAAAGCUGCAUUGCCAAAAUUUAUGGUCAGAAAAGCAGCUCGUCAAGGUGGUUUGAGGAAAAUUUUGGGUAUUGUCUAUCCUGAAGUCUCUGUAAUUCCUAAAAGAAGCCGUCAGCUGUUUUGGAGAGCUGCCGUUGAGAUGAGUAGGAAUGCAUCACAGCUCGCACUUCAGGUCCGAUAUCUAGAUUUUCAUAUCAGAUGGAUUGAUCUGAUUCAGCCGGAGUGUAACCUCCAGGAUGGAAAAGGUCAAGAUACUGAAAUUUAUGCUUUUAGAAACGCAACUAUUCAUGACAAAAAGUUUGCACAGGGCAAAACAUCCUAUGGUAUAGAUUUUGGGAGCCAAAAGCAUAUUCCUUCUCGGAUAAUGAAGAAUGCUGAAACAAUAGAUGAAGGGCCAGAUGGAAAGAAGUAUUGGUUUUCUGAAACUUUCAUUCCUUUAUAUUUGGUAAAAGACUAUGAAGUAAGAAACAAAGAAGAGCCAUCUCGUAAAGAUAACUUGAAUGUUGCAUCUCGAUGGCACAAAAGGCGGUUGAAUGCUAUCUGCAAGGACAUAUUUUUUUACCUCACUUGCAAGAGAGACAAAACAGACAUGUUAUCAUGUUCUGUAUGUAAUCAGGGUGUUUUAUUUAGGAAUGCUCUCAAGUGUAGUGCAUGUCAAGGUUAUUGUCAUGAGGGCUGUUCAAUAAAUUCAACAUUCUCUACAUAUAAAGAUGUUGAGUUCUUGAUCACAUGCAAACAAUGUUAUCAUACCAGAUUACUUGCUCAGAAAGAGACCAGUUACAAAUCUUCAACCACUCCCUUACUGUUAAAAGGAAGAGAACAUGGCUCUUCGACAAUUUUGAAGAAACCAGAGCCUAAAUGUGAUGAUCAAAUACUGAGACCUACCAGGGUAAAGGAUUGUUGUCCUGACAUGAAAAAAGUUGCUUCCCAGACCCCUCUGGAAACCAAAAGCAGUAGCAGAAAAUCCUCUUGGGGUAUUAUAUGGAGAAAGAAUAAUAGUGAAGACACAGGCAUCGAUUUCAGGCUAAAAAACAUAAUUAUGAAGCGACCCCGUUCAAGCUUGCCUCAAUUAGAACCUGUUUGUCACUUAUGCCAUAAGCCAUAUAACUCUGAUCUAAUGUAUAUAGGCUGUGAAACAUGUACCAGGUGGUAUCAUGCUGAAGCUCUUGAACUUGAAGAGUCCAAAAUAUUUUCUAUGCUGGGCUUCAAAUGUUGCAGGUGUCGCAAGAUAAAGUCACCUGUCUGUCCUUACUCUGAUUCAAUGUGCAAGGAGCAAGUUGUAGAGAAGUCACACUCACGGGGUUCUAAGAGAAAAAAUUAUGGAGCAGAGUCUUCUGGUUCUGGAACACUAGCUGACACAAGAGCAAGGGAGCCUGCUACUCCUAUCUUUCCUAUAGAAGAUGUUUCUAAACAAGAGAACAGUCCUCUGCCGUUUUCUCUUUCAAAUGUCGAACUGAUUGCAGAACCCAUGUCAGAGUUAGAUGCAGGCAUUGAGUAUAACGUCGUCUCUGGGUCAGGGCUUCAGAAAAUACCCGAGGAGGAAAGUAAUGGCACUUUUGGGGGUGAAGUUCGGCAUGCUGAAAUUUCAACACGGGAUGAAAUGAAUAAUCUGCCAGCAGAGGUUUUACCACCUUUUGUAGAACUUGAUUCUCUGUUCUCUGACUGCGAUCUUCUGAAUGACUCGGAAACUUUAGAUAAUGAAUACAUGGAUUUUGAAUCCGAAACUGAUUUCUCCCUGUCUGAACUUCUGAACCUAGAUAAUAACAGUCAAUUUGAGGAAGCUGAUGUGCCCAGGGACUUAUCAGGAUUUGCAAAAGAUUCUUGUACACUAGGCGUUCCCGAAGAACGUGCAACUACUAGUUUACAGAACAACCAGGAACCUACAAUUUCAUCACAUCAAAAUGUUCAUAAUUGUUCGCAAUGUUCAAAAACAGAACCAGCCCCCGAUCUCUCUUGUCUGAUUUGUAAAAUGUGGAUUCACAGCAAGUGUUCACCCUGGAUUGAAUCACCAUCUAGGCUUGGAGAUUGGAGAUGUGGUAAUUGUAGGGAAUGGCAAUAACUGAAUUAGUCAAUAUCGGCGGAAUUAUACCUCCUAGUUUCAUCUCAUCAUAUAAUCCAGAUGUCUCAAUGAAUGUGCAUGGAUUAGUGUUGAAUUCAUUGCAGUGGUCCUGCAGAGAUUAAUGGAAUGCAAGGUGCUGAGAUUUUUCUUGUCACAGAUCAUGGCGGCAACUUCCCCAGCGCCAGGGGUCCCAAUUUUGAUCGAGCGAUUCUUCUAUUAUGAUCGAGUGGUUCUUAUAUACUCAAUAUCGGCCGACUUAUACUCCAUAGUUUCAUAUCAAUUUUUUCCCCCGACAUUGCAUGGUUUACAUAAAUUUGCUCGUCGGGAGAUAAGCAGGAUUUUAGGGUGCUUAUCUGACAGUAUUUAUUUGCACAGAUUAAUAAUGUGUACAAUUUUUUGGUCGGUCAAAAUUGAUACUUUAACCUCUGAUCCAACUCUUGGGUUUUUGGUUUGUACUGCCUGAGCCAAGCACAUCCCUAAGUGCU